AUGCGGCUGCGGCUGGCGGCGCGGGCGGCGGCGGGUGCCGGGUACCGGCAGGGCCAGAGCCCCGGCCCGCGAACCCGCGAGUACUUCUACUACGUGGAUCACCAGGGCCAGCUCUUCCUGGACGAUGCCAAGGUGAAGAACUUCAUCACCUGCUUCAAAGAUGUGAAGUUCCUGGCCUUCUUCUUCAAGCAGCUGCGCCGCAACCGCAGCGGGCGCUACGAGGCCGACUUCCCCUACGUGUCGCUGUGCGGCCACGAGCGCAACUACGUGCGCUGCGACGACCGGCCCGUCGUCUUCACCCAGCUGCUGCCCGGCGCGGACGGCGCCGAGCUGCUGUCCUACUGCGGCGGCGGCGAGCGCCUCGUGGUGCCCUUCGAGCCGGCGCGCUUGGCCGUGCUGCCCGAGAGCGGGCGGCUCUACCACCCGGCGCCGGCGGCGGCGGGCGGCGCGGGGCUCGUGCGGUCUGCGCUGGCCUUCGAGUGGAGCGGCGCCUUCGAGCACGGCCGCGGCGCCGCGCGGCCGCCCACGCACUUCUGGUGGCGCGGGCGCCGCUACGAGCUCACCAACGAGCUGCUGCCCGUGCUGCGCGCCGGCGCCUGAGCGCCCGCCUCCGGUCCCGCGCCGAAACGCGGCUUUAAACGCGCCUUAAAUCGCUCUCGGCGCCCUCGGGGGACUGCGGGGCCCCCGGCGCCCCGGGAUUCGGGUUUGUGGUGUUUUUUGGGGUGGAAUCGUCAUGGAGUUGUUGUGGUUGGAAUAGACCUUCAAGAUGAUCGGG
Molecule: messenger RNA, 775 nt
Organism: Nothoprocta perdicaria
Lineage: Eukaryota; Metazoa; Chordata; Aves; Tinamiformes; Tinamidae
Gene: CUNH8orf82
Product: chromosome unknown C8orf82 homolog
Exons: 3
Coding region: 1-600 (199 amino acids)
Source: RefSeq, a predicted model, not a curated record